GGAUUAAUUUUGUUUCUGGUUAACAUUAUAAUCUUAUAUAUAUUUAUUUACAAACAAAAUAAAUGUGUUCGUGUGUCUCAGUAUAGUAUUUAAUCAAGAUUGAAGUUAGUUAGUAAGGGGAAAAAUUAAAUAUACGAAGAUCGAGCGAGCUUAUAGCUGAUAAGAACGUUGCCCAGCUCUUCAUUCAUCCAUUUAAGGUCCGGCCUAUUAGGUGUUUUGUGCUAAUCGGAAAUCAGUCAUGGAAGAGAAUGGGGGACAUUACUUCGAAGGUGUAGAGAAACUGGUGGAAGUAUGGUUUGUCGACCCUCCAGGAGACCAAGAAAAUGUUGAUCUAAGAACCAUUACGAAAGAUGUAUGGGAUGAAUUGCUAAAAGCCGUAAAAUGUGAAAUAAUCAGUUUCACAAAAAAUGAUGAAGUGGAUGCAUAUGUUCUCAGCGAAUCUAGUAUGUUUAUCUCAAAGCGCAGGUGGAUAUUGAAGACCUGCGGCACUACUACCCCGUUAAAUUGUUUGAAACCAGUGAUGAAGUUGGCCGCUGAAAUGGGUUUUACCGAAAUUUCCGACUUUUUCUAUUCCCGCAAGAAUUUUUCUCGACCUGACCUGCAACAUUUACCUCAUCGUUUGUUUUGUGAGGAAGUCAAGUUCCUGGAUACCAUUUUUGAGGGUGGCCAGACCUACUGUUUGGGACAAAUCAACAAAGAUUGCUGGUAUUUGUACACCUUGAGCCAUCCCGAGAGAGGCAGAGAUGAUGACAGGCCCCUUAUUGAAUUGCCAAAAGUAGAGAUGAAAGGUUUAUAUGAACCUGAUCAAACUAUAGAAAUUAUAAUGGAAAAUCUUGAUCCUAAUAUAAUGAAUAUAUUCACAAAAACCCGAUGCACAGAUGGCAAGGAUGCUACAAUGACUAGUAAGAUUAAUGAAAUUCUUCCCGACAUGGUUAUUGACGAUUUCCUAUUUGAACCCUGCGGAUACUCAAUGAACGGAAUUAAUAAUCAUGGAGAAUACAUGACAAUUCACAUUACACCGGAAAAAGAAUUUUCCUAUGUGAGUUUUGAAAGCAACGUCUCUAUGAAUAACUACACGGAAUUAAUAACGCGUGUUAUACACACAUUUUUACCAUCGAAAUUCAUUAUAACCAUAUUUGCCAACAAAACUUCAGAGGCUUAUGCCACCAUACGUGAAUUGGAGUACAACAACUAUGUCCAGUGGCAGAGAGCCGAAAUGCAAUGCUGUAAUUUUCCUUCCUACAACCUGUUGUUUGCAACUUAUACAGCAUGUCGAAAUGAAAAAAUUGAAAACGGAUGUUGAUGUUACCAUUGGAUCGAUCGGUGCGAACGAGAUAGUGGGCCAUAAUGGAAUUUAUCAGUAAAUGAGCCUAAGAGACUAAGGCAGUCGCAGGUGUACACUUGUUGAAACAUGCUUCAUUUUAUGUUUUUGUUUAAUUUUAGUUUGUUUAAAAUUAAGUUAACUAAAUGUAUUUAGUUUAAAAUACCAAAAAGAAAAAAAUGUGCAGAAAUGUGACAAAAUUAAAGUGAAACUUUAAAGCAAACCUAUAA
This is a messenger RNA of Stomoxys calcitrans (stable fly), 1551 nucleotides long. It is a transcript of the gene SamDC, whose product is annotated as S-adenosylmethionine decarboxylase proenzyme. The coding region runs from base 239 to 1303 and encodes 354 amino acids. NCBI's taxonomy places the organism in Eukaryota, Metazoa, Arthropoda, Insecta, Diptera, Muscidae. The transcript has a single exon. Gene Ontology annotation, cellular component: cytosol. The record is from RefSeq and is a predicted model, not a curated record. Gene Ontology annotation, biological process: spermidine biosynthetic process; spermine biosynthetic process. Gene Ontology annotation, molecular function: adenosylmethionine decarboxylase activity.